Molecule: messenger RNA, 2342 nt
Organism: Lathyrus oleraceus (garden pea)
Lineage: Eukaryota; Viridiplantae; Streptophyta; Magnoliopsida; Fabales; Fabaceae
Exons: 6
Coding region: 378-1601 (407 amino acids)
Source: RefSeq, a predicted model, not a curated record
AAAGAUGGUAGAGUAUGUGCAUUAAUCACUAUGCAAUUCCAAUUGUUAUUCUUCUCUCCUUUUUCUUCUUUGUCGUAACUAAGAUAGAGACACCAUUCAACCCUUUCUUCUUCUUUUUCUUUCUUUCUUUCUUCCCCUUCACAUAUAUAUUCUCUUCCCCAUUCCGAUUUCUACACUCUUUCACUUCCCAAUUCAUCUCUCUUUUCCCUAAAUAAUCAUUUUACCACUUUCGUUCUUCAAUCAUCGGAAACAAUUUUGUUCCAAAAUAAACUUUCAAAUUUGGGUCUUGUUGUUUAUAAUAACCCUAAUUUAAGUACUUUCCUCCGUUUCCUCGGCGAUCAAACGGAGGAGAAGGAUUUUGAAAUAAAGAUUGGAAAAUGCUAGGUACUUCACUGCAGUUUGGAGGUGUUCGUGGUGGUGGUGGUGGUGACGAUCGGGUUUAUAUUCCGGUUAAGGCUAGGAAGAAUCAGAACCAGCGUAAGCAAGCUCAGAAAGCUAAGAAUGGUGAAGAGGAAAUUGCAGAUUCAGCUUUGGAUGAUAAUAGUAAUCCCAAACAAUGUUUGGACUCACCAUCAACUGUUCCGUCUGUAGAGUCUGUUAGUAACAUUGAUAGGUUCUUGGAUUCCACUAAGCUAUUGGUACCGGCUCAGUAUUUCUCCAAGACGACAAUGAGAGGUUGGAAGACUUGUGAUGUUGAGUAUCAGUCUUACUUUGCUCUGAAUGAUCUAUGGGAAUCGUUUAAGGAGUGGAGUGCUUAUGGUGCUGGGGUCCCUUUACUACUUGAUCAAAGGGAGUCUGUAGUUCAGUACUAUGUUCCGUAUUUGUCAGCUAUUCAGCUAUAUGGUCAACCUACUGAGAAGUCAAGUGCCAAGCCAAGGUACACAAGUGAAGAUAGUGAUGGUGAUUACUACAGAGAUUCGUGUAGUGAAGGAAGCAGUGAUUAUGAAUAUGGAAAAAAGACUGAAUGUCUUACAGCACAGAGAAGCAGUAAACACCUGACAAGUGGUAUCUCUUCUCAAAUGAGCACACUGUCUAUACAUGACAGAUACAAUACAGUACAAGAAGGCUUUUCUAGUAGUGAUGAUAGUGAAGCUGGGAAUCCUCAAGAACUUCUUUUUCAGUAUUUGGAACAAGGUCAUCCUUAUAGCCGUGAACCGCUGACUGACAAGAUACUAGAUCUUGCACGUGAUUAUCCUGCCCUCAUGUCAUUGAGAAGUUGUGAUUUAUUGCCAUCUAGUUGGAUGUCUGUUGCAUGGUACCCUAUAUAUCGAAUACCUACAGGCCCCACUUUAAAAGAUUUAGAUGCCUGCUUUCUAACCUACCAUACACUACAUACACCCUUGACAGUUGCAGGAAGUGUUACUACGCCUGGUCUUACCCUGGUUUAUCCUAGUGAGAUGGAUGGUAUUCCAAACAUUUCCAUACCUACUUUUGCAAUGGCUGCUUAUAAAUUAAAGGGAUCUAUUUGGAUGAAAAAAGAAGCUGGUGACAAUCAAGUAAUGCAUUCACUCUUGCAAGCUGCAGAUAAAUGGUUAAGGCUAGUUCAGGUGACUCACCCGGAUCAUCAGUUUUUUAAAUCACAUGGCACAUACUGCAAAUGAGUUUAAUGAUAUGAUGUCAUGCCAGUUACAUUCCCAUGGUUAAAACUAAGCCUUAAUUUCAUUGCGUUGGUGCAAACUUAAAAAAAGUCCAUCCAUCUGUAGAGAUUGUGAUGGCAUGCUGUAGACAGCCUAAUUGUUGGUUUUUGUUACACACACCUAAGCAGCACAAAAGAUGAAAGCUGAUCUUAAGUGAUGAAUUUGCUGAGAUUGUCUAAGCGAAAACGAAAAAGAAAAAAAGUGUUUUUUAUAAGUGAAACUCCCUACUGAAAAGGGAGAAAAACAAAAUAUGAAACAAAAGUAAAAGUGAGUAUGGCAAACAGAUUAACAGAGAGGAUGUGUGGGUUAAAGCCAGACUGUACAAGUGGCUACAGUUCAAUAAUGGCUGUGAUCCCUUUAAUUUCUGGACAUAAAUAUUUACACAUGUUGUGACAAUAGAAGAAAUACUAGAUUUUGCUGCGUGGCAAGGCACAGUUUUGGUACUAUCUGAUGAACAUUUUGUUGCUUUGAUGACAGGAGAGAUGGUGUUGUAAUAUUUUGUACAAUUCAAAUAAAUGUUACACCCUUAAUGUUGUGUUUUGGAAUGACAAUUGUAUGGUAGUAUAUGUUAGUGUUAUAUCCCCUCUGGGAUUAAAAUGUCAUUCCUUUGGAUAUUUAGGGGGGGAAACAUAUCAUCGCCUUGUUGUUGUACUUACUGUACGAUGUUAAUAUGUUCUGUGAAGAUGUGAUGCUAAUUUUACUCAA